UUUUUUUUUUCACCCAAAUUACCAAAAAGCAACAAGCAAAGCAUCUUCCUUGCACACAAUCAACAUGACCAUCUUUAGCUUGCUUUUCCAUGCAAGUAUCUAAGCCUUUCCUUCCCUUACAAUUAAGAGCUUUUUGGUGUAUAAGUAUACUAUUCUUUUUUCUUAUUCUUCUUCUUCAUAAUACCAAAAAACAGUUAUAUCCCCAAAAAAUGUUCCAUAUUAUACAUGUAUGAACUUUUUAUACCAAAAAAAUAAUUAAUUUAAUAAAACCUUUUAAAGUUGGAAUCUUUCCUCCGUUCACAAUCAAACUCAUGUGGUUUUUGGUACUUUCAGUCAUAUAGAGUACACACUCGUUUUUCCCAUAAACCCCACAUAUUUUCUUGGAAAUUUGAUUAAAUAAACCUUAAUUUUUACAAGCUUAUAUAGUAUUCUUACUACAAAAAUGCCAACUUUCUGGUCAUGUUUCAUCAUUGUUCUAGUUUUCCUAAGUUGAUCUUUUCUGGGUUUUUUUUUUUUUUUUUUGUUAUUUCAAAACUUUUUUUUAUUCCUUCUAUGUUCAUGUUUUAGCUCAAAAUGUUGAAUGUUUGUCUCAAACUUUUGGUUGUUAAACAUUAAAUGUUCUUGAUUUCUUCUACUUCCAAAGUUCAUGACAUUGAAAAACUCCCUUAUUCAAUCCCCUGCUUUUGUUAUCUUCUAUAUUCUUGAAUUUCGGUUUAAUUUUCCCCCCAAAUUUUAAAUUUUUUUUUUUGUAGUGAUUCUCUUCUAGGUUUUUUGUCAAUUUCUCCAUAACCAAAACAAAACAAGUACAAAAAUCCUUUCUUUAAUUUGUGGGUUAUCAAAAACCCAAAUUUUCAUUGGUUCGCUCAACCCCUUAACACCAUUAUCAUUACAUCAUAUUCUUUAUUAACCCACAAAAAAAUUUCCCUUAAUCAUAUUAAUUAACAGUGAAUUAAACUGAGAUUAUAAAGUUAAAUCCCACUAAUAAUGGGUGAUUUAACAGGAACAACAAGUGAUACAUCAAAUUCUAAAUACUGGUUGAAUUGGAGGGUUCUACUUUGUGCAAUUUGGGUAUUAAUCUCCAUGAUUUUUGCCUCAUUUCUUAUAUCAAGAAAUGAAGGUCCAAGACAUCCUACAAGAACAGCUAAUAGCAAUAAUAAUAAUGUUGUUACUAGUAGCAUUCAAAGCGAAAGCGGAAGAAUAACACAGGAAAAUCCUGGAAUAUUGUAUGCUGAUGAAGUUUGGAUGCCUUGUCUUAGAGGAAUUCAUCCUGGUUGGUUAUUAGCUUUCAGAGUUUGUGGUUUCUUUGUGCUCUUGAUUCUUCUUAUUGUCAAUGCAAUUUAUGAUGGUGCCUCCAUUUUUUACUACUACACUCAGUGGACUUUCACUCUAGUCACAAUAUAUUUUGGGUUAGGAGCUGUAUUAUCAAUGUAUGGGUGUUUUGAAUAUCAUCAGAAAAUAAGUGGUGAUAGAGUUCAUAAUGAUCAAGGGCUUGAUGCAGAAACAGGCACUUCUUUGUUUUCUACAAAUAUUGGAACUCCAAAUGCAUUUAAAACUUCUUUUAGUGUUCAACAAGUCAUUGAUCAUCCUCGUCCAAUUGCUGGUUUUUGGUGUUAUGUCUUCCAAAUCAUUUUUCAGAUGAAUGCAGGGGCUGUGAUGCUCACAGAUUGUGUAUUUUGGUUCAUAAUUGUUCCAUUUCUCGCAAACACAACCAAAAACUAUGAUCUCAACUUUUUCCUCAUAAACAUGCACUCAAUCAACCUUAUUUUCUUGCUCGGCGAUACCGCCUUGAAUUGCUUGAGAUUUCCUUGGUUUCGGAUGGCAUAUUUCAUCCUUUGGACAGCAUUUUUUGUCAUUUUUCAAUGGGUUCUUCAUGCUUGUAUAUCAAUUUGGUGGCCAUAUCCAUUUUUGGACUUAUCUUCCUCAUUUUCUCCCUUAUGGUAUUCUUCAGUGGCAAUAAUGCAUUUCCCAUGCUAUGGGAUCUUCUACUUGAUAAUAAAGCUCAAGCAUAAUCUAUGGUCAAGAUGUUUUCCUCAGUCUUACCAAUGCUCCCAAUGAUCAACAUAACAAAUCUUGUCCAGUGUAAAUAAAUCCCCCAAAAAAAUUCAUAAUUUUGAACAUUUUUUUUUUCAUUUUUCUAAAAGGUAAAGGAUAGGUAGAAAUUUUAGAGCUAAACAUACAUGAUGUCAUUAGAUAUUUGAAGUUAAAUUCAUUGACAAGUUUUGUUUUUUGGUGAUUGUUUAAGUGAAAACCAUUCAUGUAAAACAAAAUGGAAGAAUUAUAUGUGUUAUAUAUAUAGUUUUUGUAUAAAGAUGUAAAUUCAGAUGAAAA
Amaranthus tricolor (Joseph's coat) is the source of this 2328-nucleotide messenger RNA. RefSeq lists its product as uncharacterized. The coding region runs from base 985 to 2055 and encodes 356 amino acids. The transcript has 8 exons. Gene Ontology annotation, cellular component: membrane. Lineage: Eukaryota; Viridiplantae; Streptophyta; Magnoliopsida; Caryophyllales; Amaranthaceae. The record is from RefSeq and is a predicted model, not a curated record.